AUGGGAUCUCUAUCCGUCCGCCCGCACAUCUGCGUCGUUGGCUCGCUCAAUAUCGACCACACCGCCCGCACGCCACGAUGCCCUGGGCCAGGCGAAACACUCACUGCCAGCUCGUCACAGGUCAGCAUGGGCGGCAAAGGAGCAAACCAAGCGGUGGCAUGCGGUCGGGCAUCGAUCACCUCUCGUUCUUCACGACAAGAGCCAGACACCCUGGUAACCAUGAUCGGCGCUGUUGGUGGUGACGACCAGUACUUUUCCUCCCUCAUCCAGCCCACGCUGGCGGCGUCUGGCGUCAGCACGGAGUAUAUUAAGCAGAUUGAGUCCCAGAAUACGGGUACCGCGUACAUUAUUGUCGAAGAGGCCGCAGGAUGUGAAAAUCGUAUACUGGUCAUACCGGGAGCCAACCACUCUCCCAGCAUGAACGACCUGGAGGGUGUUCUUGCAUCCAUCACCCAACAGCAGCCACCUUGCGAUGUCGUUUUGUUGCAGGGUGAAAUCCCCAGCAGUACGGUGUUGGGGAUCUUGCACCAUUUCAACUCUCAGGCUCAGGGUCCAAAGGUCGUUUUCAACCCGGCACCCGUUUUCCCCGCAGGUAUCCCUUUGAGUGCGCUGCGAGGCACGGCUGUGCUGAUCAUGAACGAAACCGAAGCUGUCCAGGUGCUGAGCUGCGUCGACGCUGAGACCGCUGCGGCAAAGACAAUCGUGGCAGCUGAAACUCUGCGACCGAAGGAUAUCGCGCGGCGUAUUCAUCAGCUUGCAAUGGUGCAAGUUGUCAUCAUCACUCUUGGAUCUAAAGGUGUCUUCUACUCCACUAUCGCUGGGACUGCAGGCUUAGUCCAAGGUGUCGCCGUUGAUGCUGUGGUCGAUACAACGGCCGCUGGCGAUACCUUCGUCGGAUACUUUGCGGUGCAUUAUGCCAAGUUGGUGGCAGGCUCGAGUAAAAGCCUGGAUCACUUGGACAGCCCGAUUCAGCUUGCAGUGCAAGUCGCAAAUUCCGCUGCAGCUGUUACUGUACAACGGCUGGGGGCAUCGUCGAGUGUUCCCUUUGCAUAUGAACUCAGUCUCUGA
Exophiala bonariae is the source of this 1068-nucleotide messenger RNA. RefSeq lists its product as uncharacterized. Gene Ontology annotation, biological process: D-ribose metabolic process. Gene Ontology annotation, molecular function: ribokinase activity. The coding region runs from base 1 to 1068 and encodes 355 amino acids. The transcript has a single exon. The record is from RefSeq and is a predicted model, not a curated record. Lineage: Eukaryota; Fungi; Ascomycota; Eurotiomycetes; Chaetothyriales; Herpotrichiellaceae.